AAUACUGCGAACCGCAUAUCACCUCUACUGUAGGGCUUUGUUCGCUGUUAAUAAAUAAUCUGCAUACUUCACACGCAGCCCUCUUGGUCGGCCAUUUUGUGGCAGCCAUUUGCAAUGGAAAAUAAUUUCUAAAUUGGAAUUUACAGGCAUGAUUUGUCAAAUAUGUAAAGGAGGGCUUGGUAAAGGCCUUCAGCAAGUCUAACCGAUGUGUCUGUCCUUGCAUGCGAUGUAUGAAGGCAAGAAUAUCCACUAUUCUGCAGUUGACAACAAACCAUUAUGUUCCUUCAGUGCCAAACUAUGCAAUCAGAGAAGACUAAAUGGCUACGCAUUUUGUGUGCGGCAUAUCCUUGAAGAUCCAACUGCACCAUUCAAAAGAUGUGCAUAUGUUGCCAAGUCAAGCAAUCAGAUGUGUACCCAACCAAUUCCGAAACAUGAGGAAAGAUUAUACUGCAACAAUCACAUGCAGGUGCUUGGUAUGCUUCCAAGAAAAGAGCGCAAGCCAAAGAAAGACAAAGAUGUUAAUGUUGUUCAUCAUGACAACAGACUGUCAUUUGAAGACAGGGUCAAAUCUAAGUACAUCACCAAAAUCAAAAAUGAUGUUUCAACGAAACAACUGUCAGUGGAUGACCCUGAUGAUCCCUACGCAUUUCCAGAUCCAGUGCGGGAUACACCGGUUGUCAACAAUAUCAAUCCACAACCAUCACAGACUCUUGAGGUACCUAAACAGCCUCAACCGAGCCCCAACAGGGCAAAAUCUCCAGGUGAUGGGGGAUCUACAAUUGCUAAACUCUACCCGGAGCUUGCAGAGAAACUGGAAAAGAUCAAACCUAAAGUUGAGCCCAAAGUUAAAGGGCGAUGAAUACAAAGUUCGAGAACAAUGAACAAAUUGCAAACCAAAAUUGCACAAAAUAAGAUCAAGGACAAACUACGAAAAUCUCAGGAGUCAGGCUCGAAUCCUUCAGUGAGUCCUGUGUCAUUACCAAGUCCAGAUCCUACUCCUGUUGCAAGUCAACCUCCAGUGAAUUUAAACACAGGACAGCAAGUCAAUCCUCCCCCUCUCAUGAGACCUGAAGGUGCUCCUCAUCCUCCACUCAAGCCACCCAUUACCCAUCAUGCCCUACCAACAAAUACUGUAGGAUUGUCAGAGGUUAAUUAUUCAGUAUCGGCUCUGGCUGCAAGACUUUCACCUCAAAUAUUACCACCUCCAUAUCCUGGUCCAACAAAUCGGUUACCAGCACCACCACCACUAACAGCACCACCGGCAAUAUUGCCGAUUCCAUCUGUUGUACAACAACAACCAGCACCUGCACCGGUACCGGUACCUGCACCGGUCUCUGUACCUGUUCCUGUGUCUGUACCCAUACCUGUACCCAUACCAGUACCUGUACCACAGACUUCAAUGGUGAUGCCUCCAGCACCAAACCCAGAGCCUCGCUUACCUCCCCCUUCCCCAUAUGUGGCACCACCAAGACCACCAACUGUGUCAAUGAAUUCUAGUGUACCAGUAUUAUCUACAAAACCUCAGCGAUUAAAAGAUGUUGUUGUUGAAAAUGUUGGAAGAACUAAGUUAAAAACAAACUCUGCUACGAACUUCUAUGCUUGUUACGCAAAGCGGAAAAAGUACAACCAUCAUCUUGUCAGCUCAGGAUUGUGCAGCUCAUCUGAAGAUGAGAGUGAUGAUGAAAAUGUUGAGAUGUUGCCUUGGCAACCUGGAUGGUUCUCUGCAUCGUCUGAUGAUGAUAAUGAAGAAGAACAAAUGGGUGAGCUACCAAUCCAUGUGCGGGCAACAAAGUUGACUUUAUUGCGAGCAAAGCUACGUCGUCAGUGCUAUCAGACAAGGAAGGCAACAUGUACCAAUACAUCAUUGCAGAACUAUGAUAAUGAAGCUACUCUAGCUUUAAUCAAUAGUGCUCGUGAAAGUCCUAUGUCAACUGUCAAAACUUUGUGGGAAAUACUAAAAAUUCCCCAGAAACAGGCAGACAGAUAUAAGCGGAGAGGGCUUGAUCGUAGACCCUGUCUGUACAGGAAUGAUGAAGAUGACAAAUGUCUUCAGAGGGCUUUACCUUACACAAACCACUGUCUAAAGCAUAUCAUGUACAAUGUUGACCAGCAGCUGUUUGAUUACUGCACAGCCAAGUUUGCAGAUAAUACACAGUGCUGUGUUCCAGUCUUUGACAUCAGGCAUGGCUUGCCUCUCUGUGCAGAACAUGGAGCUAAAGUUGAUAAUCACCAGAAAUCAGGAGAUAUCGACAUCAAGAAACGUCCUAGAAAGAAAACAAAACCUCCAGCACUUACAAGACCACCAAAGAAAGGAAAGAAGAAAAAGAAGAAUCGAUAUAUCCGUCCACAGAAGCCCAUUCCACCUGCAGAGCCAACUGGAGAUCCCGGUGCAUUUGCAGCUGUAGUAGCAGCCCCUUCACUGGCUGUUGCAGAGAAUGAGGAAGAGGAUAGUUCUGAUGGUGAGAAAGAUGAAGAACAAUCAACAUCUGCAUCAGUGGACCACUCCAUCACAGAAUCUUCCUCAUCAGGGCCAGCACAAGUGGCUGAAAAAAUGGAGACAGAAGACUCGGAGGAACCAUCAAAGAAUGAUGAGGACAAGGAUGAAGAGGAUGAGGAGGAGGAAGAUGAGGAUGAGGAGGAAGACAAAGAGGAAAUGGAACCUGAAGGUGCUCUCAGCAAUGUGCCGCUUGAAGAAAUGUUACCAGCAUCAGGGAGGAUAGAAGAUAUUGACAAGACCUUUGAAUUGCCUCUGGAGCAGGCCUCCAGACUUUUAGAAGAACAGGACUUUCAGGAUGUGUUCAACAAAAUUCCAGAUGAAGCUUUUGAUAUUUUCUCAGGUAAAAAUGGUGAUUUUGUUCCUACACUGCAAGAAACUGAGGAGCUAGAACGAGCUCUUGCUGCAGCAACAAAAGAUGUGUAUUCAGCCAAAGACACACUUGAGAAGUUAGUGAAAGGUGAAAUUACUGAUGAACUCAGUUUGCAGACUAUUGCAGAGACCAUAUUGGCUCAUGGUAUGCAGAAUAAUGCUGUGGAAGCAACUUUAGGAGGGGAAGCAGUCACGCCAGAUCUUCUUCAAGAAGGACUAUAUGCUUUGUCUCGGAAUCUCACUACUGGAGGAAAUGCUGGUUUUACUCCUACAACUGCAUCUGCAUCUGCCAAUAAUGCUAUAUUGAGUAGGCUUCAAGCUGGUGUGUCAUAUUCCCAGAACCAAUCUGUGACCGUUCCAUUUAAUGGCGCUGUGACUUCUGGUAAUAGUUCUGGAGUAGGGCAGUCUACAAACAUUGCACAGUUGGCGCCCAGUUUCCAGAAUACUACAGUCAGUGCUCAGAACAUUGGUACCACUCUACCAAAUCGGACAACGAUAGCCCCUCAACGGGGCUUCCAAAAUUCUCAGGGUGUGGCACAUGCUGGUUAUCAUGGAAACCUGCCUUAUUCAGCACUUUCUCAACAAUUAGCAAUGUCUCAGCAGACUCCAAAAGGACAGGCAAUAGCAAGCCCAGCUUCAGUGGGGCAGCUGCAUAUAGACUCAUCACAUGUCCUUCCCCAUUCAAACUUGCCACAACAACAGCCAAUCCACUCACAAACUAUCAUCCCCUCUCAGCUAUCCGGUGCACGACCACCAUGGCCUCAGGCUGCAGUGUCCAGCACUAAUGUCAAUUACCAAAAUGGAUUCCCAGGACCAGGUGCCCAGGCCCCAUUUAUACAGACAGUGAACAUUGCAAACCCAGUUGGGAAGUUUCCCACAAGUGCUCAAGCUAACAUGACAGACUUUGCUAACAAGCAGGACCCACAUUUCGUCGCCACGCUACCACAUUCCAGAGGGGUUCCCGCCAUUCGGCCCCCUGUCCAGGGAUUUGGAUUUACUUCCGGAAUGCCCCCUUUUACCUCCAGUAGCAAUGGGUCAUAGUAGUGCGCUUCAUGCCUGUAGCGGGAAUCAAGAGAUGUUUCUGGUCAAAACACUUGGGUGUUGAAACUGUUCGAUUUAGUUUAAGUCACUUUCAUGGUUUAUUCUUACAUCAUAAGAGGAAUAUAUGAGUUGAAAAAUUAAUUUAAUAUUGCAUACAAAAUGGUAAGUUUGUAGCUAAAUUUGAAGCUGUUAAACUCAUAUUGUUACUUUACCUGAACCUGGAAAAUGAUUUGUUAUCAGACAACUAAUGCAAACAGUAAACGUUAUUGCCUGUAUUUCCCCUUCGUUCUUGUUUGUGUAUUUUCUUGCUGUUCCUAUGUGCAUGCAGAGUAUUUGUUUCAGUCUCAGUAGGUGAAAUUUUUAUUACUCCAAUACCAGCCCAAGUGUUUUGACUACCGAUAUCUUGCAUGUCCUUGUUAUACGGGUAGAAAAUGAAAUCCUCAAAAGAGGGUGUGAUACUAUAAUGAGAACACAUCUGUGCCUAUUUUUUCAGAUUUAUUUUGUUAUAAUGUGGUCCAUCCAUAUUAUAAUAUAAGAGAAAGGCAGCCAUUAAUGUUUUCUUUCUUGUUCUGUGACUGUUGUUGUUUUAUGUUACAUAUAUAUCAAUUUCAGUGGUUGUAGGUAGAAUGUAUGUAUAUAAGAGAUCUCUAGUAAUAUUUGUGAGGAAUUUUAUUCUAGUCGCUUGAACAUACUGUACAGGAUACAAGGUGGACCGAUAUGUAAAGAGAGUUGUACAGAUGUACAAUAGCGAGAUUUGUAAAUAACUGUAAAGUGUCGUUUAAUAACAGUGUUGAUACUCUUUCAUCUUUUAAAUCAUUUACAACUCAUCCUAUAUGUCUAGAGCUAAAUAUUAUUUCGGUACAGUUUAAACAGCAUUGAAUGCCAAGAAGAGAAAAUUUCUUAUGACACUUAAGUUAGCUGCAUUGAUUGAGGAGUCCUGCAGUUUGUAAUUCACACUUUACUGUUCAUGAGAGAGUCGUUUGUAAGCAUUUCAUCAAGUGAUAUCUGGACAUAUUUAUUCAGUGAUUUAUGCAUGUUUUGUGUCAAUCAUAGUUCAUGUGAUAUUUGUGAGAUAUUGUCAAAUAUCUGUGUGUUGAAAUGUGAUAAAUUCUCUCACUGCUGUCUUGUGUGCAUGUUGAUAGUCAACAUUCAUAAUAGUAUGUUUUCUUCACCAUUAUAAGGUUGAAGAAGGAAAACAAUUCAUUAAUACAGAUAUUAAAGAAUGUCUGAUUUGAAAUGGCAAAGUAAGCACAAAGUAGUUAUCUAUAUUCUAGAUAUUUCAUGUCUGUACCCUGUGGCAUCCUUGUUCAUUUAAUCGCAAAUAAGUGCUGUACUUUCCUCUGAAUAUCAAAGUGGAUAAGGGGAGGGAAUAGAUUAAGAUUGAGAAUAGGAUUAACUGUUACUAAAGGAGACCUGUCUUAUCAUGGAAAAUUUCAUUUCUUAAAAAAACAAAAACAAUAUUUGUUAAUUUUCAAGAAGAUUAUGUUAUUGUAUGCCUAUUUUACAAUAGGUUAUCUUUCUGAACUGUGAACUUAGUUUUGUUUAGAUUUUAGAUUGUGAAUAUAAGUUAUUGAUUGGAAACUUUGUACUUUGGUUUCCGACUGUUCUCAACUAACAAAAGAUAUUUGUCUUGGCAUUCAGUGUAGUUUAAUCUUUACCUUUUCUAGCGACUUUUGUCCUUUCUAUCUCUUCCAUAGUUAAGCAGAUUUACAAUUUUUUAUCUGUUGUUUAGACCUGUAUUUUCAUAUUGAAUGUUUCAUCUUGUUCAUAUGCUCCCAUCAGUUUCAUGAAUGAAAGUUGUUAAGAAGUGAAUGAAUUUAUCAAAUGGUAGCAGUGUUUCCUAGAUUACAUUUGUUUGUAGAAGUCAUAGUUGAAAAUUUCAAUUUGAAAAGCUAGUUUGAGUAGUAUCAUUUGUAGACAUUAUAUGAUUAUGAUGAUGAUCGUGUGUUCUGUCUCUUUUGCCAAAAUAGGUUGGAGUGAUAAGAUAAUAUGAUUUAUUUGGAAAAAUACUCAAUAAUGAUGUUUCUGUAAUGUUCUGACAUUACAUAGAAGUAGAUAAUCUUGUUACAUUCAGGAAUAGUAUCAGCUGAAGUAAAAUUGUCUCUGUUGAUAUGCAUGAUGGAAAAGACAUACUGCAACCAACUGAAUUCCUCUAGGUGUAAACAAAGGUAUGACUCAUUCAUUCGACUGUUAUCAAAUGUCAUUCAUUGAAGCUGUCUUGCUACCAAAAUUUCUUAAGUGAUCUCCAAAAUCCAUGACAAUGAUGUGAUAACUGUAUCCCAAGAUUUGAACAAUUGUCAGUGUAAGUGAUAGGUUUGUGAUUAUACAUAAUGUGCAGUUUGGUUAUUUGGCUUUUUGCCAUAUUUAUGCCUUCAAUCUUAUUCUCUAAUCAUGGUGUUAGAUGUGUUUAUGACAUGUUAUAAGUAAUGUAUUUUUACCCAAUUAUCAGAGGCAACAACAGUUCAAUUUUCAUAACCAUUUUUCAAUAUGAUAAUGUUUCUGAAAUGUGUAAUCAAGUUUUCUAUUCAUCAUUAACAGGCUGUCUUUUUCUACUAAGAUCAUUAUCGGACAUCACUAGUUCCAUUAUAUUGGUUUUCAAUUUGCCAUCACAUAAUGAAAUAAUGCUUUUAAAAAAUUGCUGCCGGAUAGUUGUUACUUUCAAACAACAUAGAUACGUUGGGUUGUAUUUAUUUCAUACAGUUGUUAUAUUUUAUGGUGACAGCCAUACACACUUUUUGAAUAAUCUUAUCCGAUGUCAUUUUCUGCAAACUAAAGUGCACCUUUUGCAUUUACCAUAAAUAUCGGGAUUUUGGUAACAACCAGAACAUUUGCAAAAACUGAGACAAAUACAUUCAAACUUGAGAGCACAUGCUCCUUCUUUUGUUUUCCUUUACAGUACAAUGGUCUUGUUGCUCUUCUUUGGCAUUUUUCUUCCUUCAGUUUCACCAUGCUUUUCUUUUAAAUAUACCAGACCUCAACCUCAACUUUUUGCAUGAAUUUGCUUUAAUUGUAGAGAUUGUUGUAGGCACUUACAUCAGUGUUCAACCAAUAAGUCCAGAAUUAGUGAAAAUCUUGUCAUUCUGAUAAAAUGGCUGUCACAGUUAUUGCAAGUUAGUGGGUAUCAUUUUGUGAAGGUUUUAAGUUCCUUAGAUAAUGUCUAAGGCCAUAAUUUCUUUGCAUUUUUUAAGACAAUGGUUUUGUGCACUACAUCCGCAUAGGAAAUCAGAUAGGACUUUUACUUCAGUCAGCUGUGGAAUCAUGAACUUGUUUGUUGUCCAUUUAUAGACCCUUGUUGUUUAGUUUUCAGUGGCCAAUAUUUCCUUUUCCCUCACAAGAAACACCCUGAACAAAUUCUGUUCCUACAGAACUGGGGUAGUUACACACUCACUGGUACAAAGAAGUUGAGGCAAUAUCUGAAAUAUUCAAUGACAUCAUUCAUGUCUAUUUAAUGUAAUGCAAUGAUAUAAGUGUUCAUAAAUCGCAUGUUAAAAUAAUGGCUGUUCGCCACGAUUAUGAAAUUGAUGUAUGAUAUUUUUGUUGUAGAUUUGUUAUCUAGAUUAGUACAAAGUUUAUUUUCUAUGAUCUGAGCCUCAUUACGGUCAUGCACGUUAUUAUCUACCAUUAAUUAGUGUGAGAGACAAGGAUGUGUGUGUAUCAUUGUGCUUGUGUGAUCAGUGGUGCUGUUGUCGACACAUCUCCAGGGCGAAUAUGACAACAUUUGUGUAACAUUGGAACUGUCACUCCUCAAUAACUGUUGUGAUGCAAUAAAAUAUAAAUACAUGAUGA
Haliotis rubra (blacklip abalone) is the source of this 7693-nucleotide messenger RNA. Its product is annotated as INO80 complex subunit D-like. Gene Ontology annotation, cellular component: nucleus. The record is from RefSeq and is a predicted model, not a curated record. Bases 878 to 3907 code for a protein of 1009 amino acids. The transcript is spliced from 11 exons. NCBI's taxonomy places the organism in Eukaryota, Metazoa, Mollusca, Gastropoda, Lepetellida, Haliotidae.